Biomphalaria glabrata is the source of this 1669-nucleotide messenger RNA. RefSeq lists its product as uncharacterized. The coding region runs from base 5 to 1429 and encodes 474 amino acids. The transcript is spliced from 9 exons. The record is from RefSeq and is a predicted model, not a curated record. NCBI's taxonomy places the organism in Eukaryota, Metazoa, Mollusca, Gastropoda, Planorbidae.
CAAAAUGCUGAUGGUUUUAUUGUUUCUAGCUUUACUAGAACUGGAUUUAGUAGCAGGGAUAGACUGCCCUGGGCAAUGGUAUGGUCGUGCCUGCAUGCAAAGAUGUAAUUGCAGGAACCAGAACAAUUGUCCAGCCUGUAACAACCAAUGUUCUGCGGGUUUCUUUGGAAGAGAGUGUCAAUAUAGCAACACCGUUGAAGAGGAGAACUCCACUGUUAGUUACCACAUAGUCAACAAAACGUUCCUGAAUCACAGGUCCCCCCAUUCAACACUGAAGAUUGACUUUGGCUUGCAGACGUUUUUCACUUGGAUGGAGAUAUGUUUCAGCAAAAAUGAUACCAUCGACCAUGAAAGUAUGUCUCUGAAUUUCAGUACGUCGCCAGGAGAGAAUGUAAGGUCUGCGAAGAGCUGUGGUCACGUGUAUAAACUUGUGCAGAAGAUCCCAGCUUGCGUGGUACUGCGCUGUGAGCACUAUCUUCUGGUCAGCAAGGUGCUGGUCUACUGGAAAGGCUUUAAAAAUGUCGUCGCCCUGCAUGUCAGUGGAGGGGUCAAUGUCGCCUUGAAGCAGCGAGUGCUGAUUGGCAGAAGACCGGAUACCACGCCAGGCAGGCAACACCCAGUUCUGGGAGUGGUAGACCAGCAAGUGAACACAAGUGUUACGUCGUACUCGCAAGGUGGCCAGGAACUUCCUUACUUCAUCGUGGUUCUAAGAGAGUCAGUUUGGAUCCAGAGAAUCGUCAUAGAAUCUGCUCUGUUUCCUGUGCUGAACUUUAAAGUGCAACUUUUUGAUGAACGAAACAAUGCAACGAAUACGACCUACAGCUUCUUAGGUCAUAGUUCAAAGUCUAGGGGUUAUAAGCACGCCUUUGUUUCCACAAGGAUGACUGCUUCUAGAAAAGUUGUCAUUCACGGAGUGGCUAAUGACACUAGUGGAUCGCUGACAUUGACAGAGAUUUUUAUCUUUUCAGAAUGUCGCCCUCACAAGUUUGGUCCUCUGUGCAAGGGGUCCUGCAGCAUCAGAUGUUUAGAUAUAGCAUGCCAUGUGAACGGAGAAUGCUUUCAGUGUUUGCCGGGAAUGAAAGGGGAACAUUGUUUGGAAAAAGAGUCUAAGAAUGGCAUGAAAGAGAACAGUGCCCAAGCUAGACGUCGGCUAGCAAUGCUAAAAGAAGACUUAACUCAUAAGAGUGACAAAAUGGUAGAUCGUGACCUCGCGGUCGUGUUCGGUGGAGCUUUCUUUUUAAUAGUUCUUCUAUGCAUGGCAUACUUCAUAACUAAUGCCAUGUUUUCUACAGCGGUCUUUUCCCGUGCUACAGACGCCUCUCAAGAUUCCAUUCAGACUAUUCAAACCAAAAGUCACCUAACAGUCGACCAUUAUGUAAAAAACAAAAAACUUCUCACGUCCAAGUCUUCCUUUGAGUCCAAUUCUUGAUGAUGUAUAAAACCAUAACUGUUCUAUUGUGUACGCCAGGAUAAACAUACUGUAUCAUUUAUUGCUAAUUAUAUAUAUAUAUAUAAAACUUGUUUUGAUAAUUAUAAAUGACUUUAAAGUGUUGGUGAAUCUGCAAUGGUAUCAUCUUAAAGAAACUUGAAUAUGAUGUUGAGCGCAGGCUUACAAUGUAUGCAUGGUGUGUGUGUCAUCUACGUGCAAGGAUAUGUGUAGAACUGUUAC